This is a messenger RNA of Xiphias gladius (swordfish), 5035 nucleotides long. It is a transcript of the gene ppp6r2b, whose product is annotated as protein phosphatase 6, regulatory subunit 2b. Lineage: Eukaryota; Metazoa; Chordata; Actinopteri; Istiophoriformes; Xiphiidae. Gene Ontology annotation, molecular function: protein phosphatase regulator activity; protein phosphatase binding. Bases 855 to 3650 code for a protein of 931 amino acids. The record is from RefSeq and is a predicted model, not a curated record. Gene Ontology annotation, cellular component: nucleus; cytosol. The transcript is spliced from 27 exons.
AUACAUCUUCCAGCACUGGCCUACAGAGACAGCCCAGCAAACACUUUUCGGUUCAGGUGCGGGAACGUUUGCUGGACCCCCGUUCGAACAUUCCCCCAGAGUAAUUCAGAAAUGUUUUUUUAACAUUCCUUGAACAUUCUUCAAAGGCUGCAAAACAAUUUACCUUUCAGGGGAACCUCUGGGGAAAUAUUCCGUGAAGGUUACCUCGUUGCUAGGUCUCUGCUUUAGUUUUAGCUUGGCAGGAAUUAUUAUCACUACAGCUGAUGCAUGCUGUAUUUUUCAACAAUUAUGUUUGUCUGGUCAUACACGUCCACAGUGCAGCUGCAGAUAGACGUAUGGUAAUAUAAUGAAAGUGCAGACCUGUAACCUGACACAGUCACAAAGUCCAGCUCAGAGGCAGCAAAGUGGGGAUGGGAGUCUCUGCACAGUACAAUUUGGACAGUGUCAACACAGCUCCUCCGCAGGCCAGCCGCUGUGUAACGGCGGUGUAGCGUUAAAUGACACUGCAACCGAGAAAGGGUAGUAUCUCCAAGCUAACAACGCAGUUCUGAAUAGCCAGCCAUGGGCCUCCGGGUGACCUGACAGCCGAAGUCGCCGAGGUGCCGUUCAGCUUGGAGAUGACGACCGAUUGAAUGAUGGAGAAAAGGUUGAAGUCAUUCUCUCCUGGUUUUGUGUGUCUGGUGUUAGUAUCAGUGAAGCGGGUGUGUUUGUGUCUUCAUUGUGUGAAUUUGGUAAUGCCGAUUGAUGUCCAGGCCAUACAAUGUCAAAAAGGCAAUUGGACAUUUAGCAAGACUUGACUGAGAGUAUUACUUCUUGUCUAAAACAGCUAAGUGUAUGUGCCAGUGACGUCAGCCAUGUUUUGGAAGUUUGACUUGCACACAUCUUCCCAUCUGGAGGCUUUACUGGACAAGGAAGAUGUCACGCUCACUGAGCUCAUGGAUGAGGAAGAUGUGCUGCAGGAGUGCAAGGCUCAGAACAGGAGACUUCUCCUGUUCCUGUGCCAGGACCAGUGCAUGCAGGAGCUGGUCUGUAUGAUAACGACAGAGCCCCCUACUGGUGGAGAGGAGACCAAGCGCUUCAAGUAUCCAAAUAUAGCAUGUGAGCUGUUGACAUGUGAUGUGGGAGUGAUCAAUGAUAAGCUGGGUAAUGAGGAGCCUCUGCUGGAAACUCUGUAUGCCUUCCUGGAGCAACCAUCCCCACUUAAUCCCCUCCUGGCAUCUUUCUUUAGCAAGACAAUUGGGAACCUCAUCACACGGAAGACUGAGCAGGUGAUUAGCUUCCUGCGACGGAAGGAGGGAUUCCUUUCCUUGGUCCUGAAGCAUAUUGAUACAUCAGCCAUGAUGGAUGUGCUCUUACGACUUAUCAGCUGUGUGGAGCCACCCUCUCUUCGACUCGAGACUCUUACUUGGCUGAAUGAAGAGAAGCUGGCGCAGAGACUCAUAGAGCUCAUUCACCCUGAGAGAGAUGAUGAGAGGCAGUCCAAUGCAUCUCAGACUUUGUGCGACAUCAUUCGUCUGAGCAGGGACCAGGCCAAUCAGCUCCAAGAGAUUUCACAGCCUGACCCUUUGCUGACUGUGCUGGAGUCGCAGGAGUGUGUGGAGCAGUUGUUGCAGAAUAUGUUCUCAGGAGAGAGGACUGAGAGCUGUAUUGUCAAUGGAAUUCAAGUGCUUCUCACAUUGCUGGAAAUCAGGAGGCCUGUGGUGGAUGGUGUGAUGGAUGCUCAGGGAUUUGAGAGAAGUUACACUGUUAACAGCAGCAUUUUGUUGGCCAUCGAACCACACCUGAUACACUUCCACCAGCUACUUCUGAACCCACCCAAGCGAAAUCCUAUGCUGACUACUCUGGGUGUACUGGAGGAACCACUGGGGAACACACGUCUGCACGUGGCCAGACUAGUUGCCUCUCUGCUGUAUACCAGCUCUGCUAGCCAUGCAGUCGUAGCACAGGAACUCUGCAGACUCAAUACAAUGGACCUGCUUCUGGACUUGUUCUUCAAGUACACAUGGAACAACUUCCUGCACCUCCAGGUGGAGCUUUGUGUUGCUGCCAUCCUCCGGCCCUGUGCCCAUGAAAUGAGACUUCAGCCUGGCUUGGGAUCCCAGGACAAAUUCAAGCCUCAUCAGGAUACAUCACAAGAGCAGGCUUUUACUGAGAUCCUGACUUAUGACCCUUCAGUCACCCCUGAAAACUCUGCGCAUAACUUAAUGGUGACUCAUUUGUUUCAGCACUGCCACCUUGUCCAGAGGAUUCUAGAGGCCUGGGAAGAGAAUGAUAAAAUACAAUCAGAAGGCGGUAUGAGAAGAGGGUACAUGGGACAUCUGACCAGGAUUGCCAACACAGUCGUCCACAACCUGGAGAAGGGCCCGGUUCACACACAGAUUAGUAGCCUCAUCACAGAUCUCCCAGAGGAUUGCAGAGGGCGCUGGGAAACCUUUGUGGACCAGACUCUGUCAGAGACCAAUAGGAAGAACACCAUAGACCUGAUUGGCACAGGAAACCCACGGCCUUCCUCAGAGGAUGACAUGGAGAGCCCCUUCCCUAAAGAACUGACAGUACAGCAGGCCUUUUCAGACUACCAGAUUCAGCAGAUGACAGCUAACUUUGUGGAUCAGUUUGGCUUCAAUGAUGAGGAGUUUACUGAUCACGACGACAUUGGGGCAACGUUUGACCGGAUUGCAGAGAUAAAUAUCAACAUUGAUCCAGGCCAGGACAGUGCUAAUACAGCUGUGUUUGAGGCCUGUUCCAAGGAAAGGAUUCAGCCCUUUGAUGAUGAUGAAGAGGACAUCUGGGAGGAGAAAGAGAUCAACUAUGCAACACAAACCAAGUCCCGGAACAGGUUUGGUGGCUCACAGUCAGCCAGUAAGGCCUGUGAUAGGACAGCAACCUCUGGCACAGAGGCCUCUGACACAGCAGCAGACUCGGACUCAGAAGAAGGAGAGGAGCCCAAAGAUGGCCUGGAUCCUUUCUCAAGCCAGGGCCAGACUGAGGCAACAAAGAGCACUGGCUGGAUAGCAGAUUUCGAGGAGGUGAACUCAAAGGCACCUGCAGGAGGACUGGGCUUUGCGGUGUGGGACACUCCAAUCUCCCAACAAGCUGCCACAGAUGCAGAGGAGAAAGGCUGGGCCAAGUUCGCUGACUUCCAGCCUUUCUGUUGCUCGGAAACAGGCCCUAGAUGCAGUUCUCCCGUGGACUCGGAGCUCAGCGGAUCAGAUAACACCAAACCAAACCAGAACCCAUGUGUGUGGAGCGUGUGUGUGGCAAGAAAAGCUCCACUGGUGGCGUCAGACAGCUCCUCCUCCAGCAGCUCCGAAAGCGAUGAGGAAGAAGGCAAGACAGAGUCUACAUCCAGUGAGACGGUCACCACAGAGACCAUCACCACUGGUGCUGGCAAGGAGACCAUCCGGCUCACCGUGGACGCUAAAAAUGAGAGGGCAGUCUUCACCAGAGUAUUCAGACCAGCAGCCAGACGCGAUGCGGUUAAGGCGCCAAUAGAGGGGCUGUCUGUAAAAGACAAAGGGAAAGGCAAUGAGAAAGACAGCGAAAAAGGAAAGAAACAUGGAGACUGUCCAAGCCCAACCACUGCUAGUCCAUCUAACCAGUCGGCUGCUGUCUCACAAGAGAUGCCACCCUCUGCUAAUGGACCCGCUUAACGAUGCGGUACAGCGACGUGCACACACGCUUAUCACAAGUCCAUUCAACAACACAGCCAUGCCACCUUUGCUUCCUCUUAGCUGCUCUUCAGUGUCCUUUUUGUGUCCGAAGAAUGGGAGAUCCUCAAUGUCAGACAGCCCUUAACAGUAUGUAUGUUGGAUGCCAGAAAUCUACACAUGGGCUGAUGAUGUCUUUCCUGCACCUCAUGACAUGAUUAAAUCUGAUCUGCUUCAAAGGAGAAUGUGUGCUUUUAAAGGACAUAUCAUCGUGCCAGAUCCCCAAAGCCAAAUUGUGCUACAUAUGAACUAUUCCUAGAUGUAAUUUUCCCAGUGAACGUGGGAAAGUAAAACACUUACCUGUUGUGAUGAGCAGAGCUGACACUGAGUGUCUGAGCGCCAGCUGUGGCACUUUAAUCUUAAGAAGAAAAAAAAAACCAAACACAUCAGUCUGAAAUUUGAAUCCUUUAUUAAAUUUAGCAUCAGAAUUUCAGAUUGUUUGAGCAUGUCUGCUCUCUGGGCAUUAAAUCACAGCCCAGUGAUUUUUUUUUUUUUUUUUUUUUUUUUCUAGCAAUGCAUUUGACUGUUUACACUUUAGUAAAGAAAAGAUGUAAUCAAAUGAUCAGCCAAGAUUACAAAAGCCAAGAUGCUUGCAAAGCUAGCUGCCAUUUUGUCUUCAACUUUUCAAUGUACAUGCCAGGCAGACGAUUUAAUAGUGCAAAUGUGUGAGUGACAAUAAUUAGGCUUUUUAUUUCUCCAUAUAUGCUACCUGAACAUUUCUCAGUCCAAGUAAGAUUUCUUUGCUUUCAUCAUGUGGAACAUAAAUGCUCUCUCUUUGUUGAUUUGGGAGCAUCAUGUGUCACUUGUCACUUCCUCCUCAAACGUCUGACAGAUUCAUGUAGUUUAGAGACGUGUGUGUGUGUGUGUGUGUGUGUGUGUGUGUGUGUGUGUGUGUGUGUGUGUGUGUGUGUGUGUGUGUGUGUGUGUGUGUGUGUGUGUGUGUGUGUGUGUGUGUGUGUGUGUGUGUUUUUGAGCUCUGUGUAAGGUACAGAGUGCAUUCUCAGGUCAAAGGAGAGGUAGGCAGAUACAAAGAAAGCACACCUGUGUAACACACACACACAGACAUACAGUGGCAUACACGCAUGUAUACACAAUCAUAUCUAUACACAUGCAAAAAAAACAAACCAAAAAAAAAAAAACCCCACACAAAACAGUGAUGUGCACAUACCCAUUCAUAUCACCCUCAGAGCUGUUUAAAUGUAAUAUUGUGAAAUUUGAACCUGUAUUAGGUUGUGGCUAUUCUUGGUAAUAUGUAAACGUAAUAUAAAUGUAAACAGUAUAUAUAAACAUUAUCUAUUUUUGGAAUAAAUCCAAUGUAUGGAAAGGCA